Eufriesea mexicana is the source of this 739-nucleotide messenger RNA. RefSeq names its product ubiquitin-like protein 4A. The record is from RefSeq and is a predicted model, not a curated record. Gene Ontology annotation, biological process: post-translational protein targeting to endoplasmic reticulum membrane; tail-anchored membrane protein insertion into ER membrane. Lineage: Eukaryota; Metazoa; Arthropoda; Insecta; Hymenoptera; Apidae. The coding region runs from base 213 to 665 and encodes 150 amino acids. Gene Ontology annotation, molecular function: protein-folding chaperone binding. The transcript has 3 exons. Gene Ontology annotation, cellular component: BAT3 complex.
AGAGUUUCUGACUACCUGUGUGCAUGUGUUGCGUGUCCUCGGUAGAAAUAAUUGAUGACGCCGUGUGUUAGUAAUAUCGUGUGUCGCAAAAUAUAACCUCACAAUAAAAUGCUCGAAUCCUUAUCGGUGUCAUUAAAGAUCCCGUUCUUGCAAAGAAUUUGAUUUUACACAAUCGUUUUGGUUUACGGACGCCCCGGCGUGCACAUUACAUCAUGAAAAUUAUCGUGAAGAAGCUUCGAGGGAAACAAUGCGUUGUUGACAUUACAUCUUCGGAUUCAGUUCUUCAGUUAAAGCACAAAGUCAGUGACCUUUUGGGCAUAGAUGUUCCACAACAAAAACUGUUGUUUAUGGGCAAGACAUUAUCUGAUGAAAAUCCAUUGAGUUUCUAUCCAGGAAUUAAGGAUGGAAGCAAGUUAAAUGUCUUGGUUGUUAAAAAGGCAGAGGAAGGAUCUAGUGAAGGAAGGGCUUCACACAGCAAGUCUGGCAUGUAUCUCUUACGAGAUGAAAUUUCUAGAGUUCUGAGGCAUUAUUAUACAGAGUCAGAGACAGAGUCAAUAAUCAAUGAAUUGAUAAAAGACCUGAAUAAUAAAGUGAAUAACCUUAAUUACGAUGACUUAGAACGAUUAGCAACUGCGCUCCUCCAGGACCAAGAAAAUAUAGCUUAAGGAUACUUUGGUUUCUCAAUUUCUUGCUUAUUAUUUGAUUAUUGUAAUACAUUUUUAUUUAAUUAAAGAACGUU